CCAUGUUUGUUUGCUCCCUUCACGUAUUGUAGACCAUAUUCGACCAUGGCGGAACCUCUGGUACCUCUUCCGACGAUUGAAAAGCUCAGUAGUCGUGUCAUUCGUGUCCUAGGGGGUAAUCCAAGCAAGUUCACGCUUCAAGGCACGAAUACAUACAUCGUUGGUCAGGGCGCAAAACGAUUGCUCAUCGAUACCGGCGAGGGCAAGCCAGAAUGGAUAGCGUCGCUUAAGUCGGUACUGGACAACGAGAAGAUCGCUAUCGACAAAGUGAUCUUGACGCAUUGGCAUCAUGACCACGUCCAGGGGGUACCCGACCUCCUAGACCACUCGCUGAAUACCAAAGUGUACAAAAAUGAUCCACACGACGACUGGCUCGACAUAAGUGAUGGGCAGGCGUUUAGUACAGAAGGCGCAACAUUGCGAGCCUUGUCCUGUCCAGGCCAUACGACAGAUCACAUGGCCUUCAUCCUUGAAGAAGAGGAUGCCAUGUUCACAGGAGAUAAUGUGCUCGGACAAGGUACCGCUGUGUUUGAGGAUCUUGCAGCCUACAUGAGGAGUCUUGACAGCAUGUCAAAGCAAUUCAAGGGUCGCGCAUACCCAGGACAUGGCCCAGUCAUCGAUGACGGUCCAGCGAAAAUACUAGAGUACAUCAAGCACCGGAAGCAGCGAGAGAAGCAGGUGUUAGACGUCCUAGCCAAGGACAAGGAGGGCGGGUGGACGUCGAUGGAUAUUGUCAAAGUUAUCUACAAAGAUUAUCCCGAGAAUCUGUGGGAACCAGCAGAGAAGGGGGUACUUCAAAUACUUGACAAGCUGCAGAAGGAAGGAAAAGUCGCUUACGAUAAGGGGAAGGGGACGUGGUCAUUGAGUGGAAAGUCUAGCCUCUAGAUAACCAAUUAGAUGAUGCAAACUAGCAAGGCCU
Messenger RNA from Cucurbitaria berberidis CBS 394.84, 919 nucleotides. RefSeq names its product Metallo-hydrolase/oxidoreductase. The coding region runs from base 46 to 885 and encodes 279 amino acids. The transcript is spliced from 3 exons. Gene Ontology annotation, biological process: secondary metabolite biosynthetic process. Lineage: Eukaryota; Fungi; Ascomycota; Dothideomycetes; Pleosporales; Cucurbitariaceae. The record is from RefSeq and is a predicted model, not a curated record.